UUACAAUCUUAACCACUUUAACAAUGGCCGCCGUUUUCUCUCACUUAUCAUCAGAUGCCACGUCAUUCUCCGGCAUUCAGUCGUCUCGCUUUUCCGGCGUAUUUGUCCCUUCUCCGAUCACAUUUCCGGCCACCCGUCGACGUGUCACUUGCUCAGUCAAUGGAAAUGCAAAUGCCAAUCAGAAGGACUUUCUGCACAUCAGCAAUUUCAACAAAUCAACUAUUUUGAACAUCUUGGAUCGAGCCAAAGAGGUGAAAGCACUUAUAAAAUCAGGAGAGAGGACAUAUCUCCCAUUUAAAGGUAAAACAAUGGCGAUGAUAUUUGCUAAGCCAUCCAUGAGGACACGGGUUUCCUUUGAGACAGGGUUUUACUUGCUUGGUGGCCACGCUAUAUAUUUGGGACCAGAUGACAUACAGAUGGGUAAGCGGGAAGAAACUCGUGAUGUUGCUCGUGUUCUGUCUGGCUAUAAUGAUAUCAUUAUGGCUCGAGUUUUUGCUCAUCAGGACAUUCUAGAUCUUGCUAAAUAUGCAACUGUACCAGUGAUUAAUGGUCUGACAGACUACAACCAUCCUUGCCAAAUUAUGGCUGAUGCCCUUACAAUAAUUGAACAUGUUGGUCAGCUGGAAGGAACUAAGGUUGUCUAUAUUGGAGAUGGAAAUAACAUAGUGCAUUCUUGGUUGCUGCUGGCAUCAGUAAUUCCUUUCCACUUUGUUUGUGCCUGUCCAAAAGGUUUUGAACCUGACCAGGAAACAGUUAAGAAAGCACAACAGGCUGGAGUAGGCAAAAUUGAGAUAACUAAUGAUCCAAAGGAAGCUGUUAGAGGAGCUGAUGUCGUGUACUCAGAUGUCUGGGCUAGCAUGGGACAAAAGGAAGAAGCUGCAAAGCGCCGUCAGGUGUUUCAAGGAUUCCAGGUGGACGAAGAACUCAUGAAAUUAGCUGGAAGGAAUACCUAUUUUAUGCAUUGUUUGCCUGCAGAGAGGGGAGUGGAAGUCACUGAUGGCGUGGUUGAAGCGCCAAAUUCUAUUGUGUUCCCUCAAGCAGAGAACCGUAUGCAUGCACAAAAUGCAAUUAUGCUUCAUGUAAUGGGAUUGUAAUUGCAUUGUUUGAUCUAAUAGUGAUGGCUUAGUUUCUUCUUAAAUCGUAUUUUGCUUGGACCAUUAAAGAGCUUAAUGGCUAUGUCUGUUCAUAUAACUCAAGGUUUUAACUUCUCAAGUCAAGGGAUUGUUUUGUUCUAA
Messenger RNA from Lycium ferocissimum, 1235 nucleotides. RefSeq names its product ornithine transcarbamylase, chloroplastic-like. Gene Ontology annotation, biological process: L-citrulline biosynthetic process. Gene Ontology annotation, cellular component: intracellular membrane-bounded organelle. Lineage: Eukaryota; Viridiplantae; Streptophyta; Magnoliopsida; Solanales; Solanaceae. The transcript has 5 exons. The record is from RefSeq and is a predicted model, not a curated record. Gene Ontology annotation, molecular function: amino acid binding; ornithine carbamoyltransferase activity. Bases 24 to 1094 code for a protein of 356 amino acids.